Molecule: messenger RNA, 1092 nt
Organism: Cornus florida
Lineage: Eukaryota; Viridiplantae; Streptophyta; Magnoliopsida; Cornales; Cornaceae
Exons: 3
Coding region: 112-840 (242 amino acids)
Cellular component (GO): mitochondrial matrix
Source: RefSeq, a predicted model, not a curated record
UUGUCGAAUGUUUUCUAAAAAAAAAAGAGCGUUAAUCUCAUAAGCUGGGGCGAAUAACGAGGGACGUUCAAAACCCUCGUUGAACCCUACUUCUUUGGAAGGACGGAGAAGAUGGCGAUUUCUCGCUUUCUCCAACCUCACAGUGGGUCACUUUUCUCUUCUUGCAAAACCCUAAUUCCUCAAUUCCAGCAGCAAUUUUCUCGCCAAACAAACAAAACCAUUUCCUGUCUUCUCGCCCAAACUCGGACUCACACGUCCCAGACUCUCCAAAAGUCACCCUUUGAGUCAAAAAUUCUCAGAAUUCUCCGCAACGAGAUUCAGUACCAGUCCGAUUACGCCCCUCCGCACCAGCCUGAUGUGAAGUUCAAUGCGUUUAUGGUGAAAGAUCGACCCGGUGAGCAGUGGAUUACAUUAACGAGCAAAUUUGGAGAGGGUGAAAAUAUAAAAAUUGAGGCUACAAUGUUUGACGGAUCGAAGUUAGUUCCAAAAUCAGGUGACGAUGAUGCUGAAGAGGAUGUGUGUCUUCACAUUAGCUUGUUAGUUGAUAUAUCCAAGGGGGAAGGGUGUGAUAAGCUGGAGUUUUGUUGCUCAGCAUGGGCGGAUUGCUUGGAAAUUCAGAAAGUUUAUGUAUUCCGAAGUGAUGGGUCACUACCUAAGCCUUACAUGGGACCUAAUUUUAGGGAUAUGGAUUAUAAGCUUCGGAUUGCACUGGUUGAGUACUUGAAGGAAAGGGGGGUAAAUGAUGACCUUUGUGUUUUCUUGCAUGAUUUUAUGAUGAACAAGGAUAGGAUAGAGUUUAUUAGUUGGUUAAAUAAGGUUGAGUCAUAUUUGGAAAAAUAGGGGGAUCUUAGCUCUUUCCCCCUCAAUGCUCUGAUACUAGAUUGGUUUUAUAUUUGAACUUUUGCAUCGAUUAAAGAAAAUUCUCCAUUAAAAUGCAUAUCGUUUUGCUUUUGUGCAAUCAUGACAUGUAAACUGCAAGUGAAUACUCAAGAACAUAAAUGUAAUCCAGAUGGACUGCUCUAAGAGUGUAAAUGCUUUAAACUGAUUUUUGUUGUGAAAUUUUAAGGUCCACUAUGACUCCUGUUACUGAAA